AUGUCAGCUCAAUCUGGUAUCUCAGCCAGUGCAGAGCUAUCUGAAUCAUUCAAGACUUUUAUUGAUAAGAAACAAUCAAUUUUAUUAGCAUAUAUCUAUGAUGAAGAAGUCAAGUUGUCAAAUAUUAUUGAAGGUUCAUCUUCAUUAAAAAAUGAUUUCAAUGAACUCAAAGAUCUUGUUGAUGAUUCAAAACCUCAAUAUAUCAUCAUAAAACAUGAUUAUAAUGACAAAUUAUACUCUUUUGUUUCUUUUGUUCCAGAUUAUGCUGCAGUAAAGGAUAAGAUGCUUUACGCUUCAUCCAAAAACACCUUGAUUAGAGCAUUAGGUUCAGAGUUUUUCACACACAUCUUAUUUUGGAACUCAGUUGAUGAAGUAAGUUAUGAAAAUUGGAAACAAUCAGCUUCUGGUGAUGCUGCUUCUAAUUCAUUAUCAACAAGUGAAAAAGAAUUACAGGAUGUUAAAGAUUUAGAAUUUGAAACAGUUGUUAAUACAUCAACAAAAAGACAAUUGGUCAAUCAUAAGAACGAGUUAUCUUUCAAAUUCAACCCAAAUGCAAAGAUCAAUCCUGAAGCAAACACAUUAUAUUCAUUCAAUAUCGAUAUACCAAAAGAGGAAAUUUUCCUUUCAAAUACUUCAUCAGUUUCAACACCAAAGGAUUUAUUAACUACAAUUUCAUCAGAAUCACCACAAUUUAAUAUAGUUAAAUUCAGCACAAAGACAUUUUUCAUAUAUACAUGUCCUUCAGGUUCAAAAGUUAAAGAACGUAUGAUUUACGCUUCAAAUAAACAAGGUGUUAUAAAUCAUUUUAAACAAUUCUUUACAAUUGAUAAAGCUCUGGAAGCUGGUGAUGCAAUUGAAUUAGAACUAUCUGAGUUUGGUUCUGAAAACGAAAAUGAAGAUUCUUCAGCUGCUACAAAGCCAAAAUUCAAUAGACCUACAAGACCAGGUCGUAGAAGAUGA
Messenger RNA from Hansenula ciferrii, 960 nucleotides. It is a transcript of the gene TWF1, whose product is annotated as twinfilin TWF1. The record is from RefSeq and is a predicted model, not a curated record. The transcript has a single exon. Gene Ontology annotation, cellular component: actin filament; cytoplasm. Gene Ontology annotation, biological process: barbed-end actin filament capping; actin filament depolymerization. The coding region runs from base 1 to 960 and encodes 319 amino acids. Gene Ontology annotation, molecular function: actin filament binding; actin monomer binding. NCBI's taxonomy places the organism in Eukaryota, Fungi, Ascomycota, Saccharomycetes, Phaffomycetales, Wickerhamomycetaceae.